Molecule: messenger RNA, 2686 nt
Organism: Thlaspi arvense
Lineage: Eukaryota; Viridiplantae; Streptophyta; Magnoliopsida; Brassicales; Brassicaceae
Source: the annotation of a GenBank genome assembly
ACACAAAUAAAAGUGAAACACGUGGAAUAUAUAAAGUAAAACCCUUUUUUUUUGUUUUUGUUUUAUCAUUUAGAAAUGUCCGCCGCUUUAUAAGUACAGUGUGUCUCCGCUUGUCGCGUUAUACGCAAUCACUCCUCGUUGCCCGCCGCCGGAACGAGCAGCAGAGAAGAUUUCUCAUAGAUUCUCGUCUUCUCUCUUCACAUUGUUUUACUUUUGGUUUUUUCUUUUCUGAUUCCUAAAAAAACAUUUCUUUCAUCCUCUUACUCAAACUCUCUCGUCUUCCUGUCCAUAUGGAUAACCAUGUGAUUGUGAAUGUGAAGCAAGAGAAGAUCUUACCAGUAACUCCCCGAGAUGAACCUAUACCUGUCGUCGAUCUCUGUAGCAGUGAUGAUGACGAGGACUUGGUGGUCGUCGGAAGCUCCGAACCAAGGCAUAAUUCUGGAAACACCGCCGGUGCCAAGAGAGCACGAGAUGCUUUUGAAGAUCUGAUCCCUGAAGGAUUCGUGUUCCCCAAAGAAUUUGUGUUCCCCGAUGAGGAUACUCCGGAAGCUGUGACGGAUGCGGUUCCGUGCAAUGCCGUCAUGCCAACGCCGACUCCGACUCAGACUCAGACUCCGACUCCGACUCCGACUCCGACUCCGACUCCGACUCCGACUCCGACUCCGACUCCGACUCCGACUCCGACUCCGACUCCGACUCCGACUCCGACUCCGACUCCGACUCCGACUCCGACUCCUACUCCUACUCCGCAGCCGCAUUCAUCGGGCGCGUCGUCCUCCAGAGGUGGGAAUCUCAAGCAGUUUUGGACAUCUACGGAUUUUGAAGCACCUAGAUGUAAUGGGGAUCUACCUUUAGGUGCCCUCGAACGUGCAAGAAUCCAUCCCAUGUUCUUACAUUCUAAUGCCACCAGUCACAAAUGGGCUCUUGGAGCCUUUGCAGAGCUUUUUGAUAAUGCUUUGGAUGAGGUAUCUACUGGAGCUACUUAUGUUAAUGUAGACGUGCUCGAAAACAGGAAAAAAGAUAGGAAGAUGUUAUUAAUUGAGGAUAACGGAGGCGGGAUGGAUCCUACAAAAAUGCGAGAAUGCGUAUCUCUUGGAUUCUCUUCCAAAAGCCAGACAGCAAACACCAUUGGACAAUAUGGCAAUGGUUUUAAGACUAGUACAAUGAGACUUGGAGCUGAUGUCAUUGUAUUCUCUCGCUGCGCUGGAAAAAAUGGAACGAGCUCAACGCAGAGCAUCGGGCUCAUAUCAUAUACAUUUCUGAGGAGCACAGGAAUUGCGGACUUUGUUGUACCUAUGAUUGACUACGAAAAAAGAGGCCCUGAAUGGAGGAAAAUAAUCCGGUCUUCACUUAGUGACUGGGAUACGAAUAUGAGAACAUUGCUUCAAUGGUCGCCAUUCUUUAGUGAAGAAGAUCUUCUUAGUCAGUUCGACCAAAUGAAAGACCAUGGCACUCGGAUAAUCAUAUAUAACCUGUGGGAAGAUGACAAAGGGUCGUUAGAACUUGAUUUUGAUGCUGAUCCUCAAGAUAUCCAACUUAGAGGCGUUAAUCGGGAUGAGAAAAACAUCACUAUGGCUUCUCUGUAUCCUAAUGCAAAGCACUACCUAACCUACAGACACUCACUAAGGAGUUAUGUAUCAAUCCUCUACCUAAGAAUUCCACCUCGGUUUCGUAUCUUACUGCGAGGAGUAGAUGUGGAACACCACAACGUAGUGAAUGACAUGAUGCACACUUUCCAGGUCACAUAUCGACCCCAAUAUGGUCCCAAUACAAAUUAUGAGGAUCCAAAUAUGACUACUAUAACUCUCGGAUUUGUCAAGGACGCAAAGUAUCAUAUUGAUGUUCAAGGCUUUAAUGUCUACCACAAAAACCGACUCAUCCAGCCAUUUUGGAGGGUAUGGUCUGCAGCAGGCAGUGGUGGUCGUGGGGUCAUAGGUGUUCUGGAAGCUAAUUUUGUUGAGCCUGCUCAUGAUAAGCAAGGUUUUGAGAAUACGAAUGUUCUCUCUCGACUAGGAUUACGGCUUAAUCAGAUUCAGAAGUCAUAUUGGAGAGACAACUGUCACAUUAUUGGCUAUAACCCACGAAAACGGACUUUUGUGAGUCAUUAUAUAAACAGAGAAGACGAUCGUGAGAGAUCUAGUGCACCAGACAUCAAAACUCCAAGCUCAUACCCGGAUCAUAAUGGGGACAAUGGUGUACACCAUGAUGCAUCAGAUGGUGAACAGUCAUUGCAAGCGGAGCUGCGACGUGAGAAAGAGAGGAGCAAGGCACUUGAAGCUGAGGAGGCGACCAACACAAUCGAAGAGCUGAUGGAUAGGAUUAAGAAGCUGGAGGUAUCUCAUGGUUCGAGUUCGAGACGUUAAACAUUGAACUUGCACAUACAUUACAUAGAGACUAAAUUAUGAAGAGGAGGUUUCAAAUCUUCAAAAUUUUGUUUUUUUUUGGGGAAAGGGAAGAAGUGUGUGUGCGUUAACUAAGGUCAACUAAAGAAGUAGGAAUCAUCCAAUAAAAAUUAAUAAAACAAAUAAAUGAAGAGAAGGCAGACCAAAAGCUCUGCAAAACUCUGUUGUAUCGAUGACACAUUAUUGUGUUGUCUGUCAAAUGCCAAAAAAAUGCCUUCUUUGUAGCGCAUUUAUCGCAUAUUGACAGACAAUACAUACAAAUAUGUCAUAUAAAAACUACAGGA